CUCUUUUUUUCUUCGAGUCUUGUUGUCGCUCUUUUCUCUCUGUGUUAUUUUUUUUCUCCCUCCAGGCUGCUUCCUGCGAGACUCUGCAGUCAGCCGCACAUGUUCAUAAUGAGAGAGAGAGCCGCGCGCACAGGGGCCGCCAGAUUUUUCUGACGUCUGCAGUCUGUUUCUCUAACUCACUUCUAUCUCUGCGUCUCCCCUGCACACAGUGUUUCUCAGCUGUGCUGGUUACUGCAAUGAAUGGCAACACUAUUGAGGAGACCCUGAGCAGCAUUGCACCCCCUUGUGGCUGGAGGGAGUUUUGCGAGCUUCACGCGAGUGCCACAGCACGAGAGCUAGCGCAGCAUUACCGUUGUUUCGCUAGAACUCGACCGCUGCACGAUGUUGUUUCUCCGGAGAAAUUCAGCAGGCACUUCAGCUUCAUCUUCCAGCACCAUUUCUGGCGAGAGGUGGCCAAAGAAGAAACCCCGCCCCCUUCCAUGACUGGCCGCACAUGCACCUUUUCUGAAGUGCUCGAUUAUCGGGAAGCAGGUCGACCAGUGGGUGGAGCCUCAUUUGUCAUUUUGCCACCAAAGCUGGAACGGGAGCAGCUGCUGCAAAACUUCACUACACACAGACCUCUUGACCACACCCAAGGGGUGGAGUUUGCUGAGAAUUACGCCACUUCUCCAGUUUUGCCCCUCCCCUCACGUGUCAGUGUCAUUUCUCAGUUUGGAAGAAGCGUGUGCAAGUUCUUCAAGAAACAACCAUCACGUGACAACUCUGUCCAUGACAGCUCCGGGGACGAGUCCGAAAGAAGAGGCGGGGAUUCGGGAGCAGAGCAACGCUCUCCAGUUACAGCACGGCCUGGUCAUUUCAAGCUGCUGAGACAUAUAAAGAAGCACACAAAAUGGUUCCAGGACAAAGGAAAUGUGUUCAAGGAAGGACAGUUAAACUACCUGGAGGAAAAUGACACGAUUUCGGAUACAGACCCACCCUGGAAGCGCUGUCGCCUGCUGGUCCGGAGGACAAACGACAGGUUCGUCCUCGAGCUCUACAACCCCCCCAAGAGAUCCAGUCCGAGGCUUAAAGCACGCUGCUCUGACAUACUAGAGAUCCGACGCUGUACUCGACUAGAGAUGCCUGAGAACAUCAACACAUUCGUAUUAAAGGUUAAUAACAGUCUCAGGAGUUUUAUAUUUGAGGCUGAUGAUGAGCAGCAGCUAAAUUCCUGGACUUCAGAGCUCAGAGGCUGUAUCAGCACCAGGGCGGACAUUGUGGAUGCAGAGCUGCUCUGUUUUCCUGUUACUGAUCCUGUAGCAGCAGUAAGGAGGGGGAGCACAGAGUCCGGCAGCCCGGGUUCUCCUACUUUCACACUGCCGGAGCAGGUGCACCACAAGACGGAUCACUUCCUGUCCUCUUUUCCAUGGUUCCACGGGCCCAUCUCUCGUGUGCGUGCUGCCUACCUGGUGCAGUACGCAGGGGUCAGAGGUCACGGCAACUUCCUAGUCAGACAGAGUGAGACACGAAGGGGUGACUACGUUCUGACAUUCAACUACCAGGGACGAGCCAAGCACCUGCGUCUGUCUCUGACUGAGUGGGGUCAGUGUCGGGUACAGCAUCUGCGUUUCUCCUCCGUUGUUGACAUGCUGUCUCACUUCCGUGUCUGUCCAAUCCCACUGGAGUGUGGAGCAGCACGUGAUGUCCUAUUGGCCAAUUACGUGCUAGCCACACCCACCAGCUCAGCUUUAUGUUCCUCUGUGGCUUCUCCAGUGUUGGUUCCGUUCUCUCGCUGUAGCUCAGAGCCUAGCUUGGCUCACUGGGGCCUUGAAGCAUCUGCCCCCAUCGCCCCGCCCCUCGGAGCUUCAUCUGGCCCCGCCCUCCCUCCACACGGCUCUCUGGGACCCACCUCUGACCCCACCAACAUCCGCCGCAGUGAGUCGGUGGGCCGCAGGACUCUCCUCCGCCACCCGAACCCCCUCCCUCCGCUCCUGCACACCCGGGACUCAGAAUACGAGCUGGAGCCGCUGGACAGGGGGCGCAAGAGAGCCAUUGACAACCAAUACAUGUUCUUCUGAACAAAAGUGUUGGACAGCUUUCUGGAUGGAGACGUUUACCAGGUGGCACCAGAGCACUCUGAACCUUGUGGCGCAAGCAGGUCAGGAUGAAGGAGAGGAACUUGGGCAAUAUCCCAUUCCUCUGAAAGCACUUCCCCUAGUGCUUUUACUCUUGGAUUUGUGUUAAAGCCAUUGACUAAUGAGGGGAAGAUCAGCAGAUCUGCAGGAUAGACUCCCUGCAGACCAGUCGUACAAGCUCAUGGCACAGAUCACACGAGUGUGUGUGUGUGUGUGGACAGAGAGGACACAUACCUCACACUCCGCAGAGAUGCCUGACAAUCACUUCUGCUUCAAAUGUACUUUAAAGAUUUAUUUUACUAUUAAGAGUUAAUGUGUGCGCGUUCGUGCGUGUGCACGCACACGUGUGUUUGUGUGUGUUGAGAAGUUUCCAGAACAUUCUCAGCAAUAGAUGCUGGUUCAUUCAGCACAGCACAAAAAAGUGGUGUUUGAUGAGCCCAACCCUACUGGGACAGUGUUAGUUUAUUUAAGCCAAUUUAUAUUCUUUAUGUCUGUGUUUUAUAGUUUUAUAUAAUUCCCCCUUUUUCAGAAUCGGCGUGAGCACUUCCUGUUGAGACAGUCAGCUUUCACUCAGGAUGAGCUGUCAGCACACAAGCACCAGACAGUCUGAUAAACGAGCUAGCCAUACUAAAGGAGGCUUAAAAUACUUUUAUAGAUUAGUUAGAAAAGUUUUGUGAGGUUGUUUUUAUAUAUAUUUGUCAUGUAAUUUGUCAUAAACUGAGAAACUGUGUCUUGUUCAGAGUGAGCUAGCAGAAUGUGCGCAUGGUGUUUGGGAAAGAUUAGCAUGCUAAAUCCAAGCAGUAAGAACAUACCUGCCAUUCCAAACGUGAAGGAAAUGUUAGUACAGGUUUAUCUCAUAAAGACACAGGGAUGCAUUGAAGCUAAUUCUCACUCUAAAGACAGCUAGCAUAGACUAGAUUAGAACUGCUAACAGAGCUGGUUCAUUCUCACUCUAAAGGCCUGUGUGUAGCUAACGGCAAGCUACUCCAAAAGAAAAUGUACAUCAGGAAGCACAGCUCGUGAAGUUUAGAACAAGCUCCCGUUCAAAAAAAAGUCCCAGAAGAUAAUAAAGCUGCAGGCUUGAGACUUUGCUGUGCUAAGCUCCUCCUGAGUGGAAGCAUAGAUGCCUGGUUUAAAGAAAUCUGAAAUAAAUUCAUGAUCCAUGUUUGAUAUAAAGGUCCAGGCUGAAUUGCGGCUCUCCUCGUUCUAGUGGUGUGUGUGUGUGUGUGUGGAUGUGAGAGCUUCAUGGAGAUGUCACUGUGAGACAGGACUGGUGUCUCCGUGAGCAAUAAUAAAUCUCCUCACAAGUGCCUCCGUCCCCUCAGGACAGGGAUCAGGGAUGAGUUGUGAUGAGAACACCAACUCCAUGAUCCUGACAUUAAGAUUUCAGAUGAACACGUGACAUUUCACACACAGAGAUGUUUGUGUUAAUCCUGGAUUCAGAUUAUUUUAGCUGCACACAUGACAUGAACGUAAGUUUGCUGUUUACACCGCCUUCUCAAACGUCGCUGAUGUGCAGGCAGUUGUCCAGGAAGCUGGUAUAGGUGUUACUGCACUACUCUGCCACCUAGUGGAUAAAGUUUUACUCCUCUGAAGGCACAUGAGACCUGCAGACGCACGACUGUGUGAACAAUAGCAGCUCACGCAGCAGCUGUGUGUGUGUGUGUGCUCACAUACACGUCAUGUAGUGCAGCUGAAGCAUGUUUGCAUUCUGCUGGUACAGGAAGUGAAAUUUGAUCAAUUAAACCCCAAGACUCUUUAUUUUACAUUUUACUUUUAACACAAAAAAAAUGUAUAAUAAAUUAAUUACUUUCUCUAUCAGCAAGUGGCAGAACUUUUAAAGUAAAAUCGUCUGCAAAUGUUUUAGUUUUUUUUUUGGUAAUUUGUGUAUUCCUCCAACACUUGUGGGAUUACUGACAGAAUAUCUCACAGUAUAAAGGAGUAUCAGUAAGUUUAUCUGGAGGAACAGUACUGAACUGCUGUAACUGUAUUAGGAGAAAAUGUAAACCAUGCCACACCAGUAGGGGCAGUGUGCAGAGGACUGAGAUUUAUUGCUAAUGGAAUGUCGUCUGGAAAAUACGAAACUCACGUGCCUUAACAACAUUCAAGUGCCUUAACAACAUUCACGUGCCUUAACAACAUUCACGUGCCUUAACAGAAUUCAGCCAAAGAUGCUUUAGUUUCCCUUAAAAACUGAAAAACACUGCUGUUGCUUUCCACUGAUACACACACAUGCACAUACAAUAGAACAUAGAGCUAUUAGCUUAGCUACUAUUUUUAUUUUACUCUUUACUAUUUUUCUACAUCUGUUAGCAUUACUAGCUGCUCUCUUGCUCUGUCUGAGUGGAUUAGUGAAGCUUACUUUGUGCAAUUGUUUAGAAAUUAACUGACUAAAUGUAGUAUUGUUUAAAAUUAUUUGGAAAUGUAUUUAUUAGCAUUAAGAAUUAGCGAGGCACUAAAUUUUGCAAGCAUGUCGACUCAUCGAGUGUCAGAUCAUGUCUGAUUGUCUCCAUGGUGAAUGUCUAGAUGCUAAACUUUAGCCACUUUUGCCAGCUUUCGCUUGUUCCAGUGAAAAAGAAGGUCCAGAGAGAAGCCAGACGUUUAUCGGUGCUGCCUCUCACAACCUCCUCACACGCAACAAUGGUUUCAGAUAAUUAGCUCAGCACAAGGAAAGCAACGGUAUCUCGUAUCUUCUGCAUAUCUCAGCCUGCUGUAAUCACCUCUUAUGCCUUGCGUGAUCACAUCGGUGCAGUCAGUCUGCUCUGUCAGGAUGCAGUCACACACUGAAGUGAUGGAAGCAGCAAGGAUUCACUACCUCACGCUGCACUGAGGACUGGCUGAGGUUCACCUCCUACACUCAGGAGUUCUCAUGCUGCUUCACCACUUCUAAUCCUUUACACCAGCACAUUCACUCCUCACCAACAUUACAGAAGACUGCCCUGCAGACCAGUCCGCUCCGGUCGGAGGUUCAGUCCUUUGUGUUGGGUGUAAUUCCUUUACCAGAUCAGGUUCCACAGUGUGUGUGAUUAAUUUCCUAAAUGGCUGCAGCGUCUGUCCACUGUCUUCUUUCAGUCUCAUUUACUGAACAGACAAUGAAGAGUGACUCUGAACCAUCCUGACUGUCUCCUGUCUGGAAGGCGAGUGGACAGACCUGCACCAUGACCUGCUCUUCCUAUUAGCUGGUGACAUUCUGACCUGCACUUCCUGUUUCCUGCAGAACCUCCCCAUCACUAGCAUUUCAACAGUCCUCAGCAUAUGAAUGUAGAUCCUUCAGAUUAGCUGUAAUCAGCUUUUUACCCUCAUUGUAGUUUAUACUUAUUUUAUAAGGAUUUUCUGUUACUCUCCAUAUAACAAGAUACAUAUUACAGUAAAUUAUAUCCACUGUAUAUGUCCCAUUCUCUCUUUAUCCCUCUUUCUCUCUCUCUCUCUCUAGAAAAAAACUAAUAAAAUGAAUGUUAAAAUCUUUUUAA
Molecule: messenger RNA, 5584 nt
Organism: Tachysurus vachellii
Lineage: Eukaryota; Metazoa; Chordata; Actinopteri; Siluriformes; Bagridae
Gene: sh2b3
Product: SH2B adaptor protein 3
Exons: 8
Coding region: 237-2057 (606 amino acids)
Biological process (GO): intracellular signal transduction
Cellular component (GO): plasma membrane
Molecular function (GO): transmembrane receptor protein tyrosine kinase adaptor activity
Source: RefSeq, a predicted model, not a curated record